Aaosphaeria arxii CBS 175.79 is the source of this 587-nucleotide messenger RNA. RefSeq lists its product as uncharacterized. Lineage: Eukaryota; Fungi; Ascomycota; Dothideomycetes; Pleosporales. The coding region runs from base 111 to 512 and encodes 133 amino acids. The record is from RefSeq and is a predicted model, not a curated record. Gene Ontology annotation, molecular function: protein-disulfide reductase [NAD(P)H] activity. The transcript is spliced from 2 exons. Gene Ontology annotation, cellular component: cytosol.
ACCGAAGCCUUUUUUAAUCAUCGCAGACCCUGCAUACCGUUGUGUUCACUUGGUCUCUCAAACCAAAUCCACGUUCUAGCUAGUGUUCACGAAGCGCACAUAUACACAUAAUGCCUAUCUUCGACCAUUACAAGGUGCCCUCGUCGGCUCAGGCUUUGCCGCUGCCAGAGGAGCCUUCUGCCAAAACUUUCAUCUGCUUCAUCGCGUCUACCGACCCGAAGACGAACCAAGCAUGGUGCCCCGACGUUCGUGCUGCGCUGCCCGUACUGAAAAGGGCUUUUGGUGGCGAAACCGCACCUGAGCUCAGAUACGUCCACGUUGGCCAGAUACCAGAGUGGAGAUCGUCCGACAACGUGUACAGGAAGAAGUGGGGAGUCAAAAGCGUCCCGACUCUGGCGCGCUAUGAGCGCAUCGACGGCAAGGUUCAAGAAACCGGCAAACUGGAGGAAGGUGAAAUCCUUGAUUCAAAGAAGUUGAAGAGCUUGCUUGGUGGAAGUCUGGCAGCCCUGUAGCAAUAACGAGAGAUGGAAUGCCUGCCUCACGAAUAAAUGCACUUAUUAGAUACCACCAAUUAUAAUGCACUCACG